AUGUCAAACACCAGAGACUCCAGAUCUCUAUCUCCUCACAUAGCUCUCAUUCCAAGCGCCGGAAUGGGCCACUUGCUUCCCUUUCUCCGAAUCACUUCCAUGCUUCUAUCUCGCAAUUGCACCGUCACAUUGAUCACCGCUGAAUCGACUGUUUCCGCCGUAGAAUCCUCCUACAUCUCCUCCUUUCUUUCUCAACAUCCACAAGUCAAACAUGUUGACAUCCAACCUAUUCAACUCCACUCAAAUCCCACGUCAAAUGACCCUCUCUUUCUCCAAUUUGAGUCCAUAAGCCGUUCUUUUCAACUUCUCUCUCCUGCACUAUCCUCAUCCUCGCCACCUCUCUCCGCUAUCUUCACACACUUGUCUAUGGCUUCGAUCAUAACACCAAUAGCUGCGGAGCUUGGCGUACCAAGCUACCUUGUUUCCAGCACCUCUACUAAAUUCCUUUGCCUAAUGGCAUACCAUCCUGUACUUAUAGCCGAUCCUGAUAAACUUGGAAACAGUUCAACUGAGCUAACUAUCCCGGGGUUGACCCCUUUUCCAAUAUCAAGCAUUCCUUCACCAUUCAAGAAUCCAGAUAACAUCUUCACUAGAUCAAUUUUAGUUCCAAAUGCUAGAGCACUCUCAAAAGCCAAAGGAAUCAUAGUGAAUUCCUUUGAUUGUUUUGAACCAGAAACUCUUGAAGCAAUCAACAAUGGAAGAGUUUUGGAGCAUUCUCUUCCACCAGUCCUCCCAAUAGGGCCAUUGGAAUCAUAUGAAAUUAAGAAGGAGAAGAGUCAUUACAUGACAUGGCUAGACAACCAACCUGAGGAGUCUGUGGUUUAUGUGAAUUUUGGGGGCAGAACAACCAUGUCAAACCACCAAAUAAGAGAACUGUCAAAGGGGUUGGAGAGAAGUGGAUAUCGAUUUCUUUUGGUGCUUAAAUGUAGCGAAGUCGAUGAAGAGGACAAAGAUGACCUGAAAGAUUUGGUAGGGGAUUCUUUCUUGGAAAGAACAAGGAACAAGGGAAUGGUAGUGAAGGGAUGGGUUAGUCAACAGGAGAUUCUGGAACAUCCUUCCAUUGGUGCUUUUGUAAACCAUUGCGGGUGGAACUCGGUUAUGGAAGCAGCUCGGCGGGGGAUUCCCAUGGUGGCUUGGCCACAAAUUGGGGAUCAAAGGGUGAAUGCAGAGAUUGUGAAGAAUGCAGGGUUGGGAAUAUGGGAAAGUAAGUGGGGUUUGGGUCUCCAAGCUGAGUUGGUGUGUGGGGAAGAGAUUGAGAAAAAGAUUAAGGAAGUAAUGGAAAAUGAGAAGCUGAGGGAAAUGGCUAAGAAAGUAGGGGACGAGGCUAGGAAGUAUACUAAUAUUGGUGGGAGAUCUGAGAAGGUGCUCAAGGAACUAGUGGAAUUCUUACAGAAGUAG
Morus notabilis is the source of this 1398-nucleotide messenger RNA. RefSeq names its product UDP-glycosyltransferase 13. Bases 1 to 1398 code for a protein of 465 amino acids. The record is from RefSeq and is a predicted model, not a curated record. The transcript has a single exon. Gene Ontology annotation, molecular function: UDP-glycosyltransferase activity. NCBI's taxonomy places the organism in Eukaryota, Viridiplantae, Streptophyta, Magnoliopsida, Rosales, Moraceae.